Molecule: messenger RNA, 2015 nt
Organism: Anguilla anguilla (European eel)
Lineage: Eukaryota; Metazoa; Chordata; Actinopteri; Anguilliformes; Anguillidae
Product: zinc transporter 2-like
Exons: 8
Coding region: 418-1521 (367 amino acids)
Biological process (GO): zinc ion transmembrane transport; response to zinc ion
Cellular component (GO): plasma membrane
Molecular function (GO): zinc ion transmembrane transporter activity
Source: RefSeq, a predicted model, not a curated record
CCAUAGACAUUUAAUGUCCGUGCUUAGUGAGUAGGCUAUGGGCCAUAUGCAUUGCGAUCGCUAUUUAAAUUGAACAAACUGAAAAUUAACAUGUAUUUUAUAAAACUUUAUACAUACUACAUGAUUUAUUUUCAGUAGUGGGGAUGUGGGUGUAACUAAGUGCUGUUAUCUGAUUUUGCACACGACACAGUGAAAAGAGUGAUUAAGUGCCUGAGCUACUCAGAAGAACAUAAGAUAUCAGCAUAGAACUCAAACCAGCACUAAAUAUACCAAACGGACUAACCUUUCGCGUGUAGCGACAGCUUUAAAAAAUUCUCUUCAAGCCUAAUUACGUUCCAGGAAUAAACAGGGUCGGACAGACGUGAGGACAUUUUGUGUAAUUAAAAUCUUUAAUUUUGAAUUCUACAACUAACCAAUAUGGAUAGAGUCAACGAGAAAACCGGUCUUCUGACGGAACAUCACUUUCCCGGCAGAUUAAACAACACUAGAUUGUAUGGUGACCUCAGUGCAGGGGAGCAGCUGAUUGGCCAACAGCACUGUCACUCGUCUGCAGGCGAGGCCCUUCGUGGAGAGCAGGAGAAGCGCAGGGCCCGCCUCCAGCUGUACGUGGCCUCGUCUGUCUGUCUGCUGUUUAUCAUCGGCGAGGUGGUUGGGGGUUAUCUGGCCCACAGUCUGGCCAUCCUGACAGAUGCGGCCCACCUGCUGACAGACUUUGCCAGCAUGCUGCUCAGCCUCUUCUCACUCUGGAUGUCCUCCCGCCCCGCCACCAAGACCAUGAAUUUUGGCUGGCACCGAGCAGAGAUUCUCGGAGCACUGCUGUCCGUGCUUUCCAUCUGGGUGGUGACAGGUGUGCUGGUGUACCUGGCAGUGCAGAGAAUGAUGUCACAGGAUUUUAACAUUAACGGCGGGGUCAUGCUGAUCACGUCCGGCUGUGCCGUCGCGGCGAACAUCAUAAUGGGCAUCACUCUUCAUCAGUCCUCUCAUCACCAUGGUCACAGCCAUGGAUCUGACCAUCCCCCACAUUCCCACAAGCCUCAGCAGAAUGCUAGUGUGCGUGCUGCCUUCAUCCAUGUGAUCGGGGAUCUGCUCCAGAGCCUGGGAGUGUUGAUAGCCUCCUAUGCCAUCUACUUUAAGCCCGAGUUAAAGCUGAUCGAUCCCAUCUGCACCUUCCUCUUCUCCUUCCUCGUCCUGGGAACCACUCUUGCCAUCCUCAGGGACGUGCUGACGGUGCUGAUGGAGGGUACUCCCCGGGGGCUGGACUUCUCGCAGGUGAAAGAGACGUUGCUGUCAAUCCCAGGAGUGAGGUCCCUCCACAGCCUGCAUAUUUGGGCUCUAAGUGUCAAUCAACCAGUGCUGUCUGUUCACAUUGCCAUCAAGGAUGGUGUGGAUGGACAGGCAGUGCUGAAGGAAGCCAGUGGGGUCCUGCAGCACAAGUUUGACUUCCACACCAUGACCAUCCAGAUUGAGGAUUACUCUGAGGACAUGCAGGGUUGUCAGCAGUGCCAAGACCCACAAGACUGAGAGGAGAGGACUUUGGAGUGUGUGUGUGUGUGUGUGUUGGGAGCUGAUUUGUAUGUGUGUGUGUGUGUGUGUGUGCAUGCGUGCGCACGUGCGUGUGUGCAUUGGGAGCUGAUUUAAAUAAAUGGAAAUGAGAUUAAAAUGAACAUACAGGACACUGGCACACCAGUGAAUCAGGAAAAAGAACAGAAAAUAUUUCAGAUUGUACGUUUCUAUGUGUGGCGUGUUAAAGUUAGAAAGGGUGGAGUGUGGUUCUGGUUUGUAUGGUGCUUUGACUUCUUCUCAAAUACACGAGACCAGAGUCAAGGAUGGCAGAACUCCAUGGAACUGAACAUAUGGAGCGCCCAGCAGAACUUCCCAGUCCAGUCUCACAACACGCACCGGUAUUGCGGAGUAGUGUACUAGCCCUCCAACAGAAGUGAACUGGUGCUAGUUAUGUACUAUAUUUUAAUUGUUUUAUCUUAAAUAAAUAAACUUAAAAUGGGAAAUGAAUCAGA